Molecule: messenger RNA, 1576 nt
Organism: Cyprinus carpio (common carp)
Lineage: Eukaryota; Metazoa; Chordata; Actinopteri; Cypriniformes; Cyprinidae
Product: stonustoxin subunit alpha-like
Exons: 6
Coding region: 529-1263 (244 amino acids)
Molecular function (GO): protein binding
Source: RefSeq, a predicted model, not a curated record
UCUGGCUGUUUGGUGAAAGAGGAAGGUUGUGCUACUCUGACAUCAGCUCUGAGUUCAAACCUAACACACCUGAGAGAGCUGGACCUGAGUAACAAUCAUCUGCAGGAUUCAGGAGGGAAACUGCUCGCUGCUGGACUGAAGAGUCCAAACUGUCAACUCAACAUACUGAGAUUGUCUGGCUGUUUGGUAAAAGAGGAAGGUUGUGCUGCUCUGACAUCAGCUCUGAGUUCAAACCUUUCACACCUGAGAGAGCUGGACCUGAGUAACAAUCAUCUGCAGGAUUCAGGAGGGAAACUGCUCGCUGCUGGACUGAAGAGUCCGAACUGUCAACUCAACAUACUGAGAUUGUCUGGCUGUUUGGUGAAAGAGGAAGGUUGUGCUGCUCUGACAUCAGCUCUGAGUUCAAACCUUUCACACCUGAGAGAGCUGGACCUGAGUAACAAUCAUCUGCAGGAUUCAGGAGUGAAACUGCUCUCUGCUGGACUGAACAGUCCAAAUCAACUCAACAUACUGAGAUUAUCUUACUGUAUGGUGACAGAAGAAGGUUGUGUUGCUCUGGCAUCAGCUCUGAGUUCAAACCCCUCGCACCUGAGAGAGCUGGAUCUGAGCUACAAUCACCCAGGAGAAUCAGGAGUGAAGCUGCUCGAACAGCUCAAACAUCUGGACAAACUCAAUGUGGAUCAUGGAGGAGAGUUCAGGAUCACAUCAGGGCUCCACAAAUACGCCUGUGAUCUCACACUGGAUCCAAACACAGAAAACAAUGAACUCGUUCUGUCUGAGGAGAACAGAAAGGUGACGCAUGUCUCUGAGCGACAGUCAUAUCCUAAUCAUCCGGACAGAUUUGAUGGGUGGUGUCAGGUUCUGUGUUCAGAGAGUCUGACUGGACGCUGUUACUGGGAGACUGAAUGGAGUGGAGAUGGAGCUGAAAUAUCAGUGUCUUAUAAAGAAAUCAAGAGGAAAGGAGGGAGUGAUGACUGUUUGUUUGGAUGUAAUGUGAACUCCUGGAGUCUGAUCUGCUCUGGUCACAGAUUCACUGCUCGUCACAAUUGUAAAGACACUGAGAUCUCUUCUGCUUCAGGCUCCUGUAAGAGAGUAGCAGUGUUUCUGGACGAGUCGAGCGGCUCUCUGUCCUUCUACAGCGUCUCUGACACACUCACACACUUACACACAUUCACACACACAUUCACUCAACCGCUACACGCUGGAUUUUACCUUGGUUAUUAUACAAACUCUUCAGUGUCUCUGUGUCACAUUAAACAUUAAACACACAGACUCUCUCUCUCUCUCUCUCUCUCUCUCUCUCUCUCUCUCUCUCUCACACACAGACACACACACACUGAUAAAUAUGUGUAAAAUAAAAUGUCAUAUUUACUCUGUUGUAUCGUAUUUCUCAGACUGUAUUUCCAGGAGUUCAUUUAAUUUUAGUGUAAUAGAAUUCAGAAUAAAAUUACUUCAUCAUCAUCAUCAUCAUCAUCAUCAUUAUUACAUGUUUGUAACCAGCAAUGAAAAGCAGUGAUAGAGAAAAAAAAAGUGUUUAUGCAACUCUACUUCAGAUAAAUUCUUUUGAAACAUUUAA